CGUUAAGACAGACGAUUUUGUUUUAUACUAGUUUCACAAACUUUUUUUUAACAAAUAGUGUUUUAUUUCUAUAAAACUACACAUUGUUUCAAUAAAUAUGAAUGACGAUCGAACCUGUUCGAUUCGAAUUUGUCAGGAUGGCCACGCAAAUGCCCUGGCAUUGAAUAGGGAAUGCACCCAAAUUGCUGUGGCAGGCAGAAGUCUUCUUAAAGUGUUCUCCAUCGAAAACGAUGGCUUCACAGAAGUUUGUAAUAUGCGCGGUGGGAAGAAUCAAAAUCUCAGCUAUUCUUCGAACGAUGUCGCCUGGAGUGCACUAGAUUCUAAUAUUUUAGCUACUGCGGCUACUAAUGGUGUUGUUUCCGUAUGGGACUUGUCUAAAUUUGGUCGUCAGAAACAAUUGUUGGUUUACAACGAACAUGAAAGAACUGCCCAUUCUGUAGCUUUCCAUGGAACAGAGGCCAAUUUCUUGAUAUCUGGCUCCCAAGACGGCACAAUCAAAUGUUUCGAUUUAAGAUCCGACAAAAUGGCCAUUAAUACGUACUUUAGUAAUUCUGAAAGUGUGAGAGAUGUCAAGUUUAGUCCACAUGCACCAAAUACGUUUGCGGCCGUAUCAGAAAAUGGUACGGUUCAGUUGUGGGAUAUACGGAAGAAUGAUCGUUGUACAUCUCAGUUUACGGCACAUAGUGGUCCCAUUUAUACAUGCGAUUGGCACCCCCAACAGCAUUGGUUGGCUACCGGAAGCAGAGAUAAACAAAUCAAGAUUUGGAAUACGAAUCCAAAAAAUUCCUCACUAGAGAAUCCAAAAAAUGUUUCAUUGGAAUAUAGCAUCCACACGAUUGCUGUUGUUGGUCGAGUUCGCUGGCGUCCAGACAAAAUGUACCAUAUCGCAAGCUGUGCUCUCGUUGUAGAUUACAGUAUAUACAUUUGGGAUGUCCGUCGCCCUUUUAUCCCUUAUGCAUCUUUCAACGAGCAUUCAAAUGUUACUACAGGAAUCGCUUUCAAAGGAAAUGAUUCCCAUAUACUGUUAUCAACCAGCAAAGAUUCUACUAUUUAUAAACAUGUAUUCAAGGAUGCAGUGCGACCGGCUUGCAAGGCAAAUCCGCAAGGAGCCAGUUUUAAUUUCAAAGGUGAUCUGCUAUAUGCCUACAAAAUGAAACUAGUAGGACCUCCAACUCCUCCGUUAGUACAAAAAACAAGUAUUCUGGGGAGUAGACAGAAAACACCUCCUUCGACAGACCAAUUUCAUCUGGCAAAGUCGAGUUUACACCAUUUUUUAACAAAAUCACCUGUGCCGAACUCCAAAGAUUUAACCAAAACGUCUCUACUAAAGGAUUAUUAUGCUUUGAAGGGUUGUGCUCGUGAAUAUAUGUUGACAGGUGCCACUCUAGCGGAGAUAUGUGCUCACAAUGCGACUAUUGCAAAAAAAUAUGGCAAGACAAAUGUUAGUUUUCUGUGGAACUUUAUUAGUCAAUUGUACGCCUACAGUUCAAUGGCUAGUCUCAAGUUGGAACAACGCAACUCCAAUGCAAGUCAGAAUCAUUCGAACCGCUUGAUGGCUCAAAAUUCUAACCAGUCUAGUACCGGAAGAACUGAUGAUAAAGUAGGAAGCAAUCCCAAUCUCGGGAAUGCGGCUACAGCAUCCACCUGUAACGAUGACUUUUUAGAUUUUCUGAACCCAAAAAGUGAUGUCAGCUCUAACAUAGCUAGCAAAGGUCAGCUUCUGUCAGUAGACAUCGAACCAAACUGUUGUGAUUUUGUGUUUGGUGAAACAGAACUAACAUUCGACAAUGUUAAUUGCAUAAAAGGAUUUCGGGAUGGGUUCCUUUAUACCGGACCCCAUGAUUUGAUCAAAGACUAUACCUUUCCAUCGUCAAAUCUGAUGAACGCCCAUGACCUACAUCAAGCACGUCCCAGAAAGGAACCGCGAUCAGAUAAUGCCUCCGAACAUUCACCACCACCGAAUCCUCCAUCAUUUUUGAAAAUUUCGGACAACAAUCCUGUUCAUCCUCCGCUCUGGGAGCCUCAUCAAGUUCUUGCCGAUUGUUUAACUUUGCAGACGGAAAUAGGGGACGUUCAGACCUCAACCUGCAUUUUGAUUGCCCUCGGUGAUCGUCGCCAUAGUUUACAAAUCGAUGAAAUCAUUCACGAAAAUUGGCUUCUCUCAUACAUCGAACUUCUUCAUCGCCACCAGCUGUGGAACGAAGCAACUCAAAUUAUCAAUUUGAGCUGGAUCCGAUCGGUGUCCGAUAUGAACCAGCAGUCAACUACGAUGCACACAAACUGUGGGGAUUGUGGGCGACCAUUGCUGAAUGUGGUCGGGUGGUACUGUUCUAAGUGUCGAUCAGCACAGAGCUCAAAGUGCAGUGUUUGCAAUGGUGUUGUGCGGGGGCUAUACGCCUGGUGCCAGGGCUGCUCUCAUGGCGGACAUCUGGAUCACCUCAAAGGUUGGUUCGCCAACAACCCCAAAUGUCCCAAAUGUGGUCAUUUGUGCGAGUAUGAGUAAGGUAAGAACUUUUUUAAAUUAUAUUUUAGAAGUAUACUAGAAAGAAUUGUAAUAUAA
Malaya genurostris is the source of this 2560-nucleotide messenger RNA. RefSeq names its product GATOR complex protein WDR24 (gene Wdr24). Gene Ontology annotation, molecular function: protein binding. NCBI's taxonomy places the organism in Eukaryota, Metazoa, Arthropoda, Insecta, Diptera, Culicidae. Bases 98 to 2503 code for a protein of 801 amino acids. The record is from RefSeq and is a predicted model, not a curated record. Gene Ontology annotation, biological process: positive regulation of TOR signaling. The transcript has 3 exons.